GAAGUCCGUGAAGUGCCGCCGUGCCAACCCCGUCGCUCCCGGUCGCCCUCGCUGGGAAGGGUCGGGGUGGGGGUCGGGAACCGCCCCCGCCAUGCUCCGUGGACUGGCCUGGGCCGCGGCCCGGCGGCCCGGGGCCCUCUGGACUCGGGGGUCUGGGAACGGGACGGGGGUCCCGGCGCACGUGGUGGACCUGCGCAGCGACACGGUGACCAAGCCCGGGCCGGCCAUGAGGCGCGCCAUGGCCGAGGCGGUCGUGGGGGACGACGACUACGGCGAGGACCCCACCGUCCGCGAGCUGCAGGAAAAGGCCGCCAAGCUGCUGGGGGUAGACCGGACCUUGUUUGUGCCCACCAACACCAUGGCCAACCUCAUCUCUGUGAUGUGUCACUGCCAGCGCAGGGGCUCCCAGCUCCUCCUCGGGCAGGAGUGCCACCUCCACGUCUACGAGCUGGGCGGGGUGGCUCAGAUCGCUGGGGUGCACUCCCACCCCCUCCCAGACCUGCCCCAUGGCACCUUGGACCUGGCUGAGCUGGAGAGGGUGGUCACACGGGGCCUCGGGAGCCCCUACCACCCGGUCUGUGAGCUCAUUUGCCUGGAGAACACCCACAGCAGCUCAGGGGGCCGGGUCCUCCCCAUUGACUACCUACGCCAGGUGCACCUCCUGGCGCGGAGCUACGGGGUCCGGGUCCACCUGGAUGGGGCCCGGCUGAUGAACGCUGCAGUAGCUCUGCACGUGCCCCCCGCCCGCAUCGUGGAGCACUGUGACUCUGUGUCUCUCUGUUUCUCCAAGGGCCUCGGUGCACCAGUGGGGGCCUUGGUCGGGGGGCCCAAGGACUUCAUCGAAGAAGCCUGGCGCCUCCGGAAAGCCCUGGGCGGGGGGAUGCGCCAGGCCGGGGUGCUGGCUGCCGCUGCCCUAGUAGGACUGGCGGACUUCGAGGAGGUGCUGCCGACGGACCACCGGAACGCUCAGAGAUUCGCCAAAGGGCUCCAGGAGCUGGCGUCCCCCAUCUGCUCCGUGGACCUCGCCGCCGUGGAGACGAACAUGGUGAUGGUGAGGGUGCACGGACCACCGCCCGAGGAGCUCUGCCGGCGUCUGCAGGCCGUGAGCGCGGACGAGGUGGCCCAGACCGGCCGCGCGGUGCAUGUGCUGCUGUUCCCCUGGACCGAGCGGUCGGUGCGCGCCGUGUGGCACCGCGACGUCUCUGCACAGGACACCGAGCUGGUGCUGAAGAAGUGGGGGUUCGUGCUGAGGCAGCUGGGGCCCUGAGGACGGGGUGACCGGACCCUGUGCCCCGGCCGGGAUCCAGGUGGGGAGUGGAGGUGUCCUGAGGGAGCAGGUGGAAGAGAGGCAACGAAACAACACCCCGUUACCCCCGUGUCUCCUCGGACCCCCGACUUCCCACACUCAGGGUGAAGCCUUCCACCUGCAUUCAUUCAGCAAGCCCUCGGUGCCUCCCGUGUCCCGGACGGGGUGCCACGAGGGCAGACAGGGGGGACCCCAUCCCAGCCCCUCACCAAAGCCCAGGAAGCAGCCAGGGCAGGGCUUCUGCUCCCAGCUCACAGAAAAGGAAACUGCCCUGAGCCAUUUGCUCGGAGUCCCGCAGCUGAUGAGCGUGUCCCGUGCUCGGGCUGGGGGACACUGGAGCAAGGGUGACAGGAGAUUAGAAAGGCACAGCAGGGCUGGAUGGCAGGGAGCCCUAGCUGCUGUGUUGGGGGCUGGGCUUUAUCCUCUGGUCAUCUACAUAUUUUUUCCUUUUUCAAAAAUAAAUUUUCCUGCUUACA
This is a messenger RNA of Odobenus rosmarus divergens (Pacific walrus), 1782 nucleotides long. RefSeq lists its product as uncharacterized. Gene Ontology annotation, cellular component: cytosol. Gene Ontology annotation, biological process: L-threonine catabolic process; glycine biosynthetic process. The record is from RefSeq and is a predicted model, not a curated record. Lineage: Eukaryota; Metazoa; Chordata; Mammalia; Carnivora; Odobenidae. The transcript is spliced from 7 exons. The coding region runs from base 92 to 1267 and encodes 391 amino acids. Gene Ontology annotation, molecular function: L-allo-threonine aldolase activity.